CCAGGAAUCUUAGUAAAAGGGCACUGGCUACCGUAGACUGUCAUCUCUUACAUGGUACCUACACCAGACAGGAGCUGCCACAGGACUCCCUGGUAGAGACAUGAAGAGGUUCCUGGCUUUCCUGCUUGCUGUAGCACUUGGGCAUGCUCUAGAGAGAGGCCGAGAUUAUGAAAAGGAUAAAGUCUGCAAGGAAUUCGCCAACCUGGGAAAGGAUGACUUCACAUCUUUAUCACUAGUCCUAUAUAGCAGGAAAUUUCCCAGUGGGACAUUUGAACAAGUCAGCCAGCUUGUGGAGGAAGUUGUCUCCUUGACGGAAGCCUGCUGUGCAGAAGGGGCUGACCCGGACUGCUACGACUCCAGGACCUCAGCGCUGUCCGUCAAGUCCUGUGAAAGCGACUCCCCCUUCCCGGCUCACCCAGGCACUGCCGAGUGCUGCACCAAGGAGGGCCUGGAGAGGAAACUCUGCAUGGCGGCUCUCAAGCACCCGCCUCAGGAAUUUCCUACCUACGUGGAGCCAACCAAUGAGGAAAUCUGUGAGGCAUUCCGGAAAGAUCCAAAGGGAUUUGCUGCCCAAUUUCUGUAUGAAUAUUCCAGUAAUUAUGGACAAGCUCCUCUGCCACUUUUAGUCAGUUACACUAAGAGCUAUCUCUCCAUGGUGGGGUCCUGCUGUACCUCCGCAAGUCCAACUGUAUGCUUUCUGAAAGAGAGACUCCAGAGUAAACAUUUGUCACUUCUCACCACUCUGUCAAAUAGAGUCUGUUCACAAUAUGCUGCUUAUGGGAAGGAGAAAUCAAGGCUCAGCCAUCUCAUCAAAUUAGCCCAAAAAGUGCCUGCUGUUGAUCUGGAGGACAUUUUGCCACUAGCUGAAGAUGUUACCAACAUCCUCUCCAAAUGCUGCCAGUCUACCUCUGAGGACUGCAUGGCCAAGGAGCUGCCUGAAUAUACAAUAAAAAUCUGUGACAACUUAUCCACAAAGAAUUCGAAGUUUGGAGACUGUUGUCAAGAAAAAACACCCAUGGACAUUUUUAUGUGCACCUACUUCAUGCCAGCUGCCCAGCCACCUGAGCUGCCGGACGUCAAGUUGCCCACAAGUAAAGACGUGUGCAACCCAGGAAGUACCAAAGCCAUGGAUCAGUAUACAUUUGAACUAAGUAGAAGGACUCAAGUUCCAGAAGUAUUCCUCAGUAAAAUACUGGAGCCAACCCUGAAAAGCCUCGGCGAAUGCUGUGAUCUUAAAGAUCCUACUGCCUGUUUAAAAGCUAAGAGCCCUCUGCUGACGAAGGAACUAUCUUCUUUCAUUGGCAAAGGACAAGAACUAUGUGCAGAUUAUUCAGAAAACACAUUUACUGAGUACAAGAAAAAACUGGCAGAGCGACUAAGAGCAAAACUGCCCGACGCCACGCCCGCCGAGCUGGACGAUCUGGUUGAAAGGCGCUCAGACUUUGCUUCCAAGUGCUGUUCUAUCAACUCACCUCCCCUUUACUGUGACUCACAGAUUGAUGCUGAAAUGACAGAUGUCCUGCAGUCCUAAUGCAUGAGUGUUACCUUUGACUUAGAGCUGGAACCACGCUGAAUAGUGACCUCUAAUGGCCUAACCUAAGCAAAACCAUUGAGCUUCUGGGAGACAACUGGGAUACUCACUACUUUUUCCAGCUACAUCUUCAUAUAAUGAAUAAGUAUUAUGAUUUCCUAUUAAAAUAAAUUGAAAUAUAAUGCAAACCAUAA
Molecule: messenger RNA, 1725 nt
Organism: Microcebus murinus (gray mouse lemur)
Lineage: Eukaryota; Metazoa; Chordata; Mammalia; Primates; Cheirogaleidae
Gene: GC
Product: GC vitamin D binding protein
Biological process (GO): vitamin transport
Cellular component (GO): blood microparticle; cytoplasm
Molecular function (GO): vitamin transmembrane transporter activity; vitamin D binding
Source: RefSeq, a predicted model, not a curated record